UUAAGGUUACUGGUUGUUUGCUUUCGAUAUUAACUGCUUUAGACCUGAGAGGGAAAGGAUACUCUUUUUGAUACACUCGAGAAACUCAGCAAAAAUGCGAGCACUCAUCUCUUUUGCCCUAUUUUGUGUGCUGUACCUGACUGUACAAGGGAAAGUCUCCAGUCCCAAGAUUCAGGUGUACAGCCAUUAUCCAGGAGAGUAUGGAAAACAGAACACCCUAAUCUGUUAUGUGAGUGGCUUCCACCCUCCUGAUAUCUCCAUUGAACUGCUGAAGAAUGGACAGCCUAUCCCUAACACCCAGCAGACUGACCUGGCCUUCGAAAAGGGCUGGCAGUUUCACCUCACCAAGAGCGUCUCCUUCACACCAGAGAAAUCAGACGAGUACUCCUGCAGUGUUCGACACAUGAGCACUACCAAGAAAAUUGUUUGGGAGUCCAACAUGUAAAGCUAACAAUCAAAGCCAGAUAAAGGGUGGAUAAUUUCUCAUGGUUAUAUGGACAUUUUUCAUCAUCUACAGAGACCAUAUUAUUCUACUAUCCCAUUUUACAAACCCAAUGUUGCUCAAAAUGCACUAUUCAUACAAAUAUACAUUGGAACAUCCGUGAUUUUAGUUUUCCUUGAAUUGACAUUCUUUUUCUUCACAAUAGUAAGGAUAAUUUAAACCAAAGUAGCUGCUACAUGUUUUUUAGUUGGGUUUUGAUUAGAUUCUGGAUCUUUUACACUGUUUUCAUUCCUCUUUCUGUAAAUUCUGUGUAUAUGCAGUAGAAGUAGACUAAAGUAUUUGUUAAAAUGGGGCAAUUUGUGCUUAUUUUUGGCUUUAUUUUGAAAUUAGCUUAAUUACAAAUAUUACAACCAGUUCUCUAUUUUAAAUCAGGUAUUGUUUCCUCUUGUUAAUCUAUAUUUGUUCACAACUGCAAAAUUGGAAUUUUAAUGAUUAUGAAUAAUUCAAUUUGACAAAUUGCUCCAGAGAAAAUGUAAUUUUUAAGAUAAGAAAAUAAAGUUUUGAAAACCUAAUGAAACAAUUGUGUUUAUUUGCUUCAAAUAGUCUGUACUAAUGCCUUAUUGAUUGUACUUUGACGUUAAUUCAACUUUAUACUGAUAAUUGUGAGUUCCAGUUAUAUGCCUAACCUAAGACAUGAAUGUCUGCCUAGCAACAGAGCGACCAAGACGAUGAUUGGAUUAAAAACAGACGACAUGUGUGUUAAGCUUUGUAAUAAAAACGAAAAAUACUCAAA
Megalobrama amblycephala (Wuchang bream) is the source of this 1235-nucleotide messenger RNA. RefSeq names its product beta-2-microglobulin (gene b2m). Gene Ontology annotation, cellular component: MHC class I protein complex; MHC class II protein complex. The transcript has 4 exons. Lineage: Eukaryota; Metazoa; Chordata; Actinopteri; Cypriniformes; Xenocyprididae. Gene Ontology annotation, biological process: positive regulation of T cell activation; peptide antigen assembly with MHC class II protein complex; immunoglobulin production involved in immunoglobulin-mediated immune response. The record is from RefSeq and is a predicted model, not a curated record. Bases 95 to 445 code for a protein of 116 amino acids. Gene Ontology annotation, molecular function: MHC class II protein complex binding.